AUGGAUGCUUUGCAAGCAAUACAUCGUGGCCAACUGUUCUUAGCCUGGAUAAAUGAUCACUUGAACGUCCAGUUCAGUGUAGUCGUCAAUGAGUUGGUUGUCAUACCCAAUCCCAUACCAAUUAUUAUUUUAUUCCUGCUGUGUUUGUUUUGGGAUUCAGUGUGCGGAGUGGUGUGUUGUAUUGCUUGUGACAUGAUAAGAAGAACAAUCCACCUGCCAUUUGUUGUAAAUAAAAAAUUCAAUCUCAACAAAAUGUUAUUACACUAUCUAACAUUAAUAAUUACCCUGCUGGGUGUUGUGCUGAACCAACACCAAAGCGUUGCUGUGCUAUCGACGAAUCAACGAAAUCAAAUAAAAACUAGAACUAAAGAUAAUGACAAUAUUGAAAAUGAUUCGCGAUAUAUAUCGUAUCAAGAUUUAUUGGUAACGGCCAAACGUUUCAGUGCACCCGAAACUACAUCCUAUUCGGAGAUGUUGGUUGAUGUGGCCAGAAAUCAAAUUAUAGUUGGUGCAAGAGAUACUCUGUACCGCAUGUCCUUCGAUUUGGAGGUGCUGGAACGGGCCGAGUGGGGCGCGAUGCCAACCCAGAUUUCUAUGUGCCAGGCAAAAGGCCAAUCGGAGCAAGUGUGUCGCAAUUAUGUGCGCGUACUGCAAGCGUACGGUGAGAAUCAGUUGUACGCGUGUGGGACGAAUGCCUUCAAUCCGAAUUGUACAUGGCGCCAGAUGGAAAAUCUAACAGUCACCGGUUAUGACAGCGGUGUGGGAAAAUGUCCCUUCAAUCCGAAAUCGAAUAUAACAAGUCUAAUGACAGACAAUGGCAAAAUGUUUGUGGGCACUGCCACAGAUUUUUCGGGCAGUGAUUUUGCCAUUUUAAAAUCGGAGGUUGUACAGAAUGCGCCCAGCUAUAAUAAGGUCAUACGUACCAAACAGUACAACAACAAUUGGCUAAAUAAUCCCCAGUUUGUGGGCAGCUUUGAGGCUGGCGAUUUUGUGUAUUUUCUAUUUCGAGAACCGGCCAUUGAGUAUAGCCAUAUUGGAAAGGCCAUUUAUUCCCGCAUUGCCCGUGUCUGCAAAAACGAUCCUGGUGGUGAUCAGAUUUUACGUGACAAUUGGACCUCAUUCUUGAAAGCCCGUCUGAAUUGCUCCCUACCUGGGGAAUAUCCUUUCUAUUUUGAUGAGAUCCAGCACAUGGUGUAUAGCUAUGAGGAGGAUGUUCUCUAUGCCACAUUUACCACACCAGAGAAUAGCAUUCAUGGUUCGGCAGUGUGUGCUUACAAUUUAAGUCACAUCAAUGCUGCCUUCGAUGGUCCCUUCAAGCAUCAGGAACACAGUGACAGUCCCUGGAGGGCGGUGCGUUCUCAACACAACAGCCAAUUCCGCUGUAAUACUCCAACGGCCAGCAGCAGAUCGCACACUCACCUCUUAGAAUCCUCCAAAUAUCAGCUAAUGGAUCGAGCCGUCCAACCCAUAACCCAAAUGCCUCUCUAUCAUGCCAAAUUGGAGAGGUUCUCACACAUUGCCAUGGAUACGGUGUAUACGAAGUCGGGAAAAAUUAAUAUUUUAUUUGUAAAUUCCGAUCGUAAUGUUAUCAAGAAGUUAUCGGUAAAAUACGGCGGAGAUGACAAGCCCACCCAAACCUGCCUCGUUGAAAUGUGGAACACUGAGGAUGAACCGAUUUUGAAUAUGAAAUAUUUAAAGGUAACCGAUUCUUUGUAUGUUGGUUCGGAGGGGUCGUUGACGAGAAUACCAGCCGAACAUUGUAGUCGCCAUGUUUCGAAUGAUUCCUGCCUGAAUGCCAUGGAUCCGUAUUGUGGUUGGAAUGCCUUGGUGGAUAGAUGCACACCUCAGUAUCUACGUGAACAUAUGACAAAGUAUUGGCUACAGCCGGAGGAAUUCUCCUGUCCCGUUUUAACCGCGCCCAUAGAUGGUGCCUGGUCGGCGUGGUCGAAUUGGUAUAAAUGUUCGAAGAAUGAUAAUGAUGGUGGGGAUUGUUUGUGCCGAUCGAGGGUCUGCAAUAAUCCAAGUCCCCGCAAUGGUGGCAAAGAUUGUGAGGGUAUAACGACAGAGGUUACGAAUUGCACCGUGCAUGGUGGCUGGACAGAAUGGUCAGCUUGGUCGGCAUGUUCCCAGACCUGUGGCAUGGCUGUGAAGACCCGAAGGCGUAGUUGUAGUAAUCCCAAACCAGCUUUUGGUGGUCGAACCUGUGUAGGAUCGGAGCGAGCGGAGAUGUAUUGCACGAAUCUUCCACCAUGUCCACUGCCAAAACCGGCAAGUGUGGAUGGUGGUUGGGGACCCUGGGGUGAAUGGAGUGAAUGCAGCCAUUUGUGUGGUGGUGGUUUUCGGAUACGUCGCCGUGAAUGCAAUGAUCCUAAACCGCAAAAUGGUGGCACGGAAUGUCCAGGAUGUAACAUUGACUAUGAGGAUUGCAACAUGCAGUCAUGCCCCGAGGUUAAAAAACUAAGUGGUUGGACCCCAUGGCUAAUACAACAAAAUCGCACCGAUGAAGCGGAGGGUGUAACGGUCCUUACGGAGAAACGUUUCCGUUUUGUGUGUCGGGCCAGUACCCCGGAUGUGUCCUCAAUGCACAUUGGGGUGGCCAAAACGGAAAAUCGUAUUUGUCGUGAUGGUAUCUGUCAUCGUCUGGGGGAGGCGAGUAACUCCGAUGAACCGGAAUACAGUGAAUGGGGACCAUGCAACGUGACCUGUGGUGGUGGGGUACAACAUCGUCAUUUGGAAUUCUCCGGUUCGGGUGGUAAACAUCGUGGCAAACAUACCCAAAGUAGAGCCUGCAACAUGCAUCCUUGUCCUGAACCACCGGCCAGUUUUAAUGAGGUUGUGGCUGCUCACGAAUGGAGUUGUUGGACCGAUUGGUCACCAUGUUCGGUCACUUGUGGAGUGGGUAUUAAGCGACGUACUCGCAAAUGUUUGGGUGGUCAUGAUAAGCUAUGUCACGGAAGGGCUAUCGAUGAGGAGAAAUGUGAAAUGAAACCAUGUGAAGAUUUCGUAGGUUGGAGUACUUGGUCAGAGUGGUCGGACUGUACAAAAGAUGGCAUUCGCUUCAGACAUCGCAAGUGUCUGGUAGAUACUCCCAGCGAUACGGAAUGUCGUGGUGAAGAAUUUGAAAAAACUGCUUGUGUGCCAGGAGAAUGUGAAGGUACACAAAUGGCUUCAACAUCAACCGUAGUCUCCAUAAUAUCCAUUGUGAUACUACUGUAUGCUCUCACCAUCUUUAUGACAUUCUGGAUGACGCGGCGCCAUUACAGGCCUCCGGCACCAAUUUUGAAAAAUAAUACCCCCUCACCGACAUCAUAUGACUCGUACCCGAAUCAGUAUUCCAGUUUACCCACCAAAGAUAUUUACGAUGUACGACCGAAGGUAAAGCGGCAAUCUAGUUUCAAUAUGUGUUCAUCGCCCACAUCGAAAAAUUUCAAUACGGGCACCCUGAAUCGAAAUAACAUCAAUCACAAUCACACACCCAAGGUGUUGGCGAAGAGUUUCAAUGACUGUGAAACAGGGACGCUGAAAAGGACAUCGAAUGCGCUGAACAAUUAUCGAUCGAAUAUUGAUGAUGAGAAGUUUUGA
Messenger RNA from Musca vetustissima, 3582 nucleotides. It is a transcript of the gene Sema5c, whose product is annotated as semaphorin-5A. Gene Ontology annotation, molecular function: semaphorin receptor binding; chemorepellent activity. Lineage: Eukaryota; Metazoa; Arthropoda; Insecta; Diptera; Muscidae. The transcript has 12 exons. The record is from RefSeq and is a predicted model, not a curated record. Gene Ontology annotation, biological process: positive regulation of cell migration; semaphorin-plexin signaling pathway; negative regulation of axon extension involved in axon guidance. Bases 1 to 3582 code for a protein of 1193 amino acids.